AUCACUAGAAAAUAUAAAAAUGGCACCAGUCGAAGGCAAAAAGGGUUUUUCAUGGAGUAACAUUGCUGUUGGUAGUGUAAUGAACUUAUUCGAGGUCUCCACUCUUGGACAAGGUUUAGAAGUCUUGAAGAGUACCUUGGCAGCUGAUAGAUCUUUAACUAUGAAGCAAGCCGUACAAAGAAUCUACUCCCGUGGUGGUGUUGCUGGUUUCUACCAGGGUUUGAUACCAUGGGCCUGGAUUGAAGCCUCCACAAAGGGUGCCGUCCUUUUGUUCACUGCUGCUGAAAUUGAGAAAUACUCCGUCACAGCGGGUGUUAGCCCCGCCGCCGCCGGCUUGCUCGGUGGUAUGGGUGGUGGUAUCGCCCAGGCUUACGCCACUAUGGGUUUCUGUACCUGCAUGAAAACUGUCGAAAUCACGAGACACAAAGAAGCCGCAUCAGGUGUCCCUCCACCAUCAACUUGGAAGGUCUUUGGUGAUAUCUACAAGGCAGAAGGUAUUGCAGGUAUCAACAAGGGUGUAAACGCUGUUGCCCUCCGUCAAAUGACAAACUGGGGUUCAAGAAUGGGUUUUGCUAGACUCUCAGAGAGUUUGAUCAGAAAAGCUAGAGGAAAGACUGAUGGUGAGAAGCUCAACUUGCCAGACAAGGUUGCUUCUGCAACUAUUGGUGGUGCACUCGCUACAUGGAACCAACCAAUUGAGGUUGUCAGAGUUGAAAUGCAAUCUAUGCUCAAGGGAAGUGAUCCAAACAAGCCAAAGGGUGUUGUUGGCACUUUCAAUCACAUCUACAAGGAAAGUGGUAUCAACGGUCUCUACCGUGGUGUCACCCCAAGAAUCGCCCUUGGUAUUUGGCAAACCAUCUGUAUGGUUACCUUCAGUGACAUGGUCCGUGAAGCCCUUGGUGCCAAGUAGACUGUCUGCACUUAUAUCAAUCUGUCAUUAGUUGGAAAUAUCACAAAAGCAUGUUUAUAAAGUUUUU
Wallemia mellicola CBS 633.66 is the source of this 977-nucleotide messenger RNA. RefSeq names its product mitochondrial carrier. NCBI's taxonomy places the organism in Eukaryota, Fungi, Basidiomycota, Wallemiomycetes, Wallemiales, Wallemiaceae. The coding region runs from base 20 to 910 and encodes 296 amino acids. Gene Ontology annotation, cellular component: mitochondrion. The record is from RefSeq and is a predicted model, not a curated record. The transcript is spliced from 3 exons. Gene Ontology annotation, biological process: mitochondrial citrate transmembrane transport; alpha-ketoglutarate transport. Gene Ontology annotation, molecular function: tricarboxylate secondary active transmembrane transporter activity.